CUCAAAUUCAAAAACAAAAGCGAGGAUUGAGAUUCAGUUCAGAGUUUGAAUUCAUCCACACACGAAUUUCACGCCAUGGCCGUUCGAGAGGAGGAACUCAUGGAGGACAACGGCACAGAGGAGGCGAAGCGAUUGAUGCUGAAAAUUGCGGCCAUUCUCGAUGAGGCUCGAACAUCAUACGCCACCCACAACCGAAAGCUCAAGGAACUGUCACUCCUCCUAUCCAAAUCCUCUUCUUCUUCGGUCUUCUUUUCCGCCUUCUCCAGAACCCUAACUCCUGUCUUUGACUUCCAGAGGCGCCUUGCCUCCAUUGAACGCGUCGUCUCCUUCGUCUCUGCUCUCGCCGCCUCUUCCUCUGACGAGUUCCUCGAUUACUUCCUCAAGUUUCUCCUAUCUGCCGCUACGGCAUCCAACAAAACCGCCAGAUUUCGAGCGUGCCAGAUCGUCUCCGAGAUAAUAUUGCGGCUUCCAGAUGACGCAGAAGUGAGCAAUGAGCUAUGGGAUGAGGUGAUUGAGUGGAUGAUGGUGAGGGUACGGGACAAGAUUCCUGUUGUGCGUACUUUUGCGGUUAGAGCACUUUCACGCUUUGUGAACGACUCUGUGAAUAGUGACAUCCUUGAUUUGUACCUCGAGGUGCUCCCUUUGGAACAGAAUGCAGAUGUUCGGAAGAUGAUUGUGUUAUCUUUGCCACCUUCUACUGCAACCUCUCAUGUUAUCAUCGAUUGUACCUUGGAUGUGAGUGAAUCUGUACGCAAAGCAGCAUACUGUGUUCUAGCUAAUAAGUUUCCUCUUCAAAGCUUAAGUAUUAAACUCAGGACAUUAAUUCUUCAGAGAGGACUUGCUGAUCGAUCUCUUGCUGUCUCAAAGGAAUGUUUUAAACUAUUGAAAGAUGAAUGGCUUACGAAGUCUUGUAAUGGUGAACCUGUAGAACUUUUGAAGUAUCUUGAUGUUGAAACCUAUGAAUCAGUUAGUGAGUCUGUGAUGGAGGCACUUCUUAAAGCUGGUUUAGUAAAACUACAAAAUGGGGCAAGUAUACAGCAGUACAUAUCGUCAAAUGGUGACAGGACAGAAGGAGAUACGAUUGAUUGCCCACCAAGCAUUCAGCUGAUGGAAGCAGAGGCUGCUCUUUAUUGGAGGACUGUUUGCAAGCAUUUACAGUCAGAAGCGCACGCAAAAGGUUCUGAUGCUGCAGCAACAAUGGGCACUGAAGCAGAAGUAUAUGCGGCAGAAGCAUCAGAUAGAAAUGACCUUCUAGAAAAAAUUCUUCCGGCAACAGUUAAUGAAUAUAUUGAAUUGGUCAGAGCUCAUAUAAAUGCCGGGUCAAACCAUCGGUUUGCGACUCGGCAGCUGCUUUUGCUUGGUGCCAUGUUUGAUUUUUCCGAUGCUACAAAUAGAAAGGCUGCUGGUGCAUUUUUGCACGAGCUUAUGUGCAAGUGUCCUGAGCAUGAGGAGGACGAUGAAGGGAAUAUAGUUGUUCUAGGAGAUGGAUUAAGUUUUGGUGGAGACAAUGAUUGGGCUGAAGCUGUAGCCAGUUUCGCAAGGAAAGUCCAUGCCGCUGCUGGUGAAUUUGAAGAAGUUGUUCUUGCAAUCAUUGAAGAGCUCGCCCAACCUUGCAAGGAGAGAACAGCAAAUCAUGUGCAGUGGAUGCACAGCCUCUCUCUAACUGGUCUUUUGCUAAAAAAUGCAAAAUCACUGCGAAUACUUCAGGGCAAGGCCAUUACGCCUGAUGAGCUACUCCAAACCUUACUACUUCCUGGGGCCAAACAAGCUCACUUGGACGUGCAAAGGAUUGCAGUCAGAUGCCUUGGUCUUUAUGGCCUUCUGGAAAGGAAACCAAGUGCAGAACUUUUGAAACAGUUGAGGAUUUCAUAUAUUAAGGGGCCACAUUCAAUCAGUAUAGAGGCUUGUAAAGCAUUAAUUGAUCUUGUAAUGUGGAAUGGACCUGAAGAAGUUGACAAGGUGUUAAAGCUCAAUAUUCCAUGCCAAAUAAACAGUGAGAAGUCGACCUUUUGUCCUGUGAACAUUUCUGAUUCAGAAGGGGAUUUAGAUAUUGAGACGCUUGAUAUCUUAUAUGGGGGCUUUGAAAAUGAUGAUUGGUCGAGUCCUUUACCUAGCAACGAAGAUGAAUGCGUGCAUGCUAUACUUGGAGAGGGAUUUGCGAAGAUUCUUCUUCUAAGUGACAACUAUCCUAGUUUACCGAUCUCUUUGCAUCCUAUUCUUUUAUCAAAACUCAUUUACUUGUAUUUCAGUGAGGUGUCGGAACACUUGCAUAGGUUGAAGCAAUGUUUGUCUGUUUUCUUUGAGCUUUACCCAUGUCUCUCGACCAAUCACAAGAGGGGCAUAGUGAAGAGUUUCAUGCCAGUAAUGCGUUCAAUGUGGCCAGGAAUUUUUGGCAAUUAUGCUGGUUCUAAUUUUACGGUGUCUCAGAUGCGUAAGCGUGCUGUUCAAGCUUCCCGUUUUAUGCUUCAGAUGGUGCAGAUUCCCCUGUACGUUAAAGAGGCUCAACCUGACUGUGAAAGUACUACCACGGAACAGCCACAAGUCACAGAUAAAUGUGCAGAAGUUCCAUUUGAUUGUGGUGAGGAGGGGCUUGCACUACGCAUAGCCGUAGAGGUGGUGAGCUUUCCAUCGAAGAAGACAGCUGCUGAGAAGGCUUACGUGUCCGCUUUAUGUAGAAUACUCGUUUUGCUUCAUUUUCGGAUAUCAGAACAAGGGCCAAUAAAAUGUAUGAGGAAGCUUUUGUAUCACGUGGUUGAAUGUGUAUCUUCAGAGAAAGACCUAGUUAAAGAAUUGAAACGCAUGUCUGAGCGUCUCAGGACAGUUGAUAGCCUCCCAGAUCAGGAAUUGUUGCAAGAUGACGUUAAGCUUAUUUUGGGAAAAUUAGAACUUGACUGUGACCUGGAUUUGGAUGGCCCUGUUUCAAUGCCACAAACACCAGCUGCACCCGUGACCAGGCCAACACGUUCCAGGAGAAGGGUGAGGAUUGAGGAAGAAAAUUCUGACGAAGAAUCACUUUCUGUGGUUCCAACCACCCAUCAUACUGUAAAAAGUCGCUCAGAGAGAGCAAGCAAAACCGCAGCAAUUAACAAAAUGUCUUCUGCUAGUAGAUCGCUCAAAAUUGAUGAAAUUAAUGAACAGGAAGAAGACUCUGAUGUGACAUCUGACGAUUCUGAUGCAUCCGAUUAGUACUGUCAAUAUGUACCUGAUGUGAUACAUCUAAUAGUCUUUACUUUGUUAACAUCAUGUUGUUGUAUUGUUUGAAUACUUAGGUUGCAGGUUCUGUACAGAAGAGUGCAUCAUUAGUUUAGCUUGCAUUUAACUGUAAGUCACAGUACAUAACAGUACUAGUACCCCAACGAAUUGGAGUGAAUUGUGUUUAGGAAUUACUUCGUUGGCUUUCUUCUAUGUCAUUGUUGUAUGAUAUGAAAUGUUGGUAGUUUCAGGCGAUUGCUUA
Messenger RNA from Vigna unguiculata (cowpea), 3454 nucleotides. RefSeq names its product ARM repeat superfamily protein. Gene Ontology annotation, biological process: mitotic chromosome condensation. Gene Ontology annotation, cellular component: condensin complex; condensed chromosome. The record is from RefSeq and is a predicted model, not a curated record. NCBI's taxonomy places the organism in Eukaryota, Viridiplantae, Streptophyta, Magnoliopsida, Fabales, Fabaceae.